This is a messenger RNA of Trichogramma pretiosum, 2437 nucleotides long. It is a transcript of the gene thoc5, whose product is annotated as THO complex subunit 5 homolog. NCBI's taxonomy places the organism in Eukaryota, Metazoa, Arthropoda, Insecta, Hymenoptera, Trichogrammatidae. The transcript is spliced from 10 exons. The record is from RefSeq and is a predicted model, not a curated record. Gene Ontology annotation, molecular function: mRNA binding. Gene Ontology annotation, biological process: positive regulation of DNA-templated transcription, elongation; mRNA export from nucleus. The coding region runs from base 158 to 2176 and encodes 672 amino acids. Gene Ontology annotation, cellular component: THO complex part of transcription export complex.
CGAAUUUCGGCGCAUCGCUGCCGCCGAGACGCGCACGAUCGCACGAUAGUAAACAUCGGCGUUUUAUUCACUAAAAUUAGCCCCUUUUUUUUCCUUUUACAUCGAAUCUCGUGCUAGUCGAUUGUCGCCUCCAAAAGUUGAUUCAUCCGCCGUCGACAUGGGCAAGAAGGAAGAUUCGGACAGUCAGAAGACCAACUCCGAAGCCAGUUCGCCGGUGCGAAAUAGCGAAGCAUCGAAGGCGAAUGACAUUUACAAGACGAUUGUUUCGUACGAGGAGGAGGAGGCCUGCAGACGAUCGUCGGAGGACGAUGCUCAACUCUUUUACAAAACCUGCGAUGUCAUACGCAAAAAUAUGACGGAAAUCGCGAGACUCAAGGCUGUCAAGGACGAUGCUAACGCCAAGGAUCAAAUUAAAAACUUGCAAGUAGAGACAGCUUUGCAGUUCAUCGAAUUGAAGAAGUUGAAUCGAUUGGAAAAGUUCAGAACCAAAGCAUCUCGAGAUCAAUUGUUGGCUGCUAAAUCAAAUGUUGACAAUCGUCAUCUUCAAUUGCAAAAUUUACUCUACGAAGUGAUUCACUUGAAGAAAGAUGUUAUGAAAUGUUUACAGUUCAAGUCCAAGGAUGAAAAGAUUGAGUUAGUUCCUGAGGAGGACUUUUACAAAGAAGCUCCUGAGUCAAUUACUAGACCUGAUGUUACAAAGGAUGAUCCUCAUCAAAAAAGACUGGCCAGACUAGAAUGGGAAUUGACACAAAGAAAAGAAUUGGCUGUGCUGUGUGAUAAUCUGAGUGAAACUAAAAAAUCUGUAGCUUCUAGUAUUGAAUCAAAGCAGUCUCGUUUAGAUAAUUUAGCACCCCAGCUACGUGGAAUAUUGGAGGCUAGUAAACCAUUGCAAGAAAGUCUUGGUCUCCCGCUUGAUAAAAUUAAAUUGGAACACGAAAAAGCAUCUUUGCUUGCAUCUCCACUGUACAUAAUAUAUGCCAAAGCAUCAGCUUUCAGAGAUGCAUGUGACAAUACAUUAUUAGUCUCUGUAGAAGGUGAUGAAGAAGAAGCUAAAAGAAUUUCUAAUUCUGAUAGCCCACAAGAUAGUGACUCAGAAAAUGACGAUAAAUCUGAAAGCAUUCAAGAAGAAGCCCCUGUACAUAAAAAAAGACACCAUAGAAUAUCAAAAGAAGCAAGAUUAGAAGAAAAAAAGCAAAGAAUUCUACAUAAACAUCCUCUUAGUGUAAAAAUAAUUGUUUCAUUUAAAGAUGACACAAAACUGAAAUUACAGUUUUUCUAUUUAACAGUAUUAAAAGUUAUAACGGUACAUUCAGAUUUAUUAACUGUAAAUUUGGGAGGCAUCAGUGUUGGUGACAUGCUUGUGUCCGAGUCAGUUUUACGAGAAUUGUAUCCUGGAGAUACAGGCUUAGAGAGUCCAAAUCCUGCCAAUCACUAUCAACUCUCAAAAUACAAAUUGGGCAAAUUUUCAGCACACAACCUUGGUACUCCAUACAAAUGGGCACAAAGAAUGGCAGGCUUACAUUUUGUACCCAUUGAAGCUUCUGAACAAAAGUCUGUUGUUCCCGACAGCAUUCAAGACAAUGUAGAAAGCGUUCUGCGGGAAAUAAAAAAGCGCGUUAAAGCGAGAUUGGAAUUAUGUGCCGAAAUCCGAGAGCUGGAGUCUGGCAAUAUGCCAGCGUUCCCGGAUACAGAUGAACCUAUACCAACCAAAACAUCAACGAUUCUGCACCAAUUCAUGAUAUCGUCAUGGAAAAAUUAUUGUCAAGUGUUCCGUUGUAUGGAAACAUCAGACCAGGAAUACGUCAGCACGUCGGAUAUAUUUUACGAAGCCGUUUUGCGUCGCGAGAACAGUGAGAUGAUCGCGUUCAUCGCCAUCAAGCCGGACUAUCCGAAAGUGACGUCGACGUUCCGGAUAAUGUUCAGCCCGCAGACGCAGCCGGCGUCCAACAAGCAGGACAUCGUGCGCGACAUCGAGCGCGAGAUCAACGUCAUGUGGGAAAAGCCGCCGACCAUUUCGGCCCAGCUGCAGCGGCUGCGCGCCUGCUUCGACAUCUUCCUCGAGACCGAGGGCUCCGUGCCGCGGGAGAAGAUAUUCUUCCAUCCGGUGCGCGGACGCACGCGAUCGCGGCCGUACAAGUACGUCGAAAUAGGCGGAGGUAUUUUUACUCAUCGCUAAGACAGACAGAGAGAGAGAGAGAAAAAAACACGAACUAAAUGAAAAUUCGCGCACACACGUUUUACGUGUGUUUGCGUGCGCGUGCGCACUCGAUAUACACAACAACAACAGUAGCAGCGGCGGCAACAAUAACAAUAUUAAAUAUCAAGUUUUUAUUUUUAAAAUUUAAAGCUACGCUCGUAGAUUAGUUGUACUUGAUUAUAAGUGUGAUAAAAAUCGAGUUGAAUACACAUAUGCUAUUUUAGUUUGUUUUACGGUGAA